Molecule: messenger RNA, 970 nt
Organism: Eurytemora carolleeae
Lineage: Eukaryota; Metazoa; Arthropoda; Copepoda; Calanoida; Temoridae
Exons: 3
Coding region: 80-970 (296 amino acids)
Source: RefSeq, a predicted model, not a curated record
UAAGCAAACUCUCCAAUUCAGAAAACAUGUUGCACAGCAAGAAAAAAUAUUGACUCUCUAUGCUGAUUUUGAAACAUGUAUGAAGAUGACAAGUAAGAAGAGUCAUAGUACGGAGUUUAUUCAGGAACAUGUUUUGACUGGUUAUACUAUAACCCCUGUUCUUCGUUAUAACCUGGAUAAAACUGAAAUAGGGAUGAACAUAAAACCUAUCAGCUACACUGGAGAUGAUUCUCUUCAACACUUUUUUGCAUCAGGACAAGAAUAUCUACAUGCUAUGGAACUUCUACAUGAAGUGGAGUGCAAGAAACCUAUAUUCAUAGAGAAAGGAUCCGAGGAAUAUGAAUCUCAUUAUAAAGAUGAUACAUGUCAUAUAUGUGAAGAGGAAAUCAACUGCAAAAUAUCACUGAAAGAAUUCAUCAAGCUGAAACAUGAAAUGAAGAUAGAAGAAGACGAUUAUACGCUUGAAAAAUCCAUGGAAAUUCCAAUGUAUGAUGCAAAUUGGCUCAAGGGUCCUAAAGUUUGGGAUCAUUGUCAUGUAACAGGAAAAUAUAGAGGUCCUGCUCAUUCAGUUUGUAAUCAGCAAUUGAAAGGAGACAAAACUGUUCCCAUCUUCUUCCUUAACCUGAUAGGUUAUGAUUCUCAUAUCAUAUUCCGUGAUAUUGCUGAAAUUGAAAAUAUUGAUGAUGUUCAAGUUAUUGCCAAAAACUUGGUGAAAUUCAUCUCGUUCUCAGUGAAGAUGUCUGAUUGUAUAUUCAAGCUUAUUUUUUUGGACAGCUUUAAUUUUCUCUGCAGUAGUCUCAGUAAAUUGACAGAUAAUUUAAAAAAUAAAACUGAUAUUUUAAUCAAGGAAAGUGAUAAAAUUGAAGUAUAUCAUCAGUAUUUUAAGAAUACAUAUAAUAACUUCAGAGUUAAACAUCCAGAGUUAUCAAUAAACUGUUUUCAGCUACUCCUUCGAAAAGGAAACUACUGA